Molecule: messenger RNA, 2503 nt
Organism: Spodoptera frugiperda (fall armyworm)
Lineage: Eukaryota; Metazoa; Arthropoda; Insecta; Lepidoptera; Noctuidae
Product: gastrula zinc finger protein XlCGF28.1
Exons: 7
Coding region: 105-1430 (441 amino acids)
Biological process (GO): regulation of transcription by RNA polymerase II
Cellular component (GO): nucleus
Molecular function (GO): DNA-binding transcription activator activity, RNA polymerase II-specific; RNA polymerase II cis-regulatory region sequence-specific DNA binding; zinc ion binding
Source: RefSeq, a predicted model, not a curated record
ACAUGUCAUUUGUCAAAUAAAGUGCGUGAAACGUCAAUAUGUCAUAUGUUUUGAAAAUAAUUUCUAUUGAUAUUUUGUAAAAUUAAUCAAAUAAAAAAGGUAACAUGGACCUAUGCAGGGUCUGUCUUGUACCUGAACCUAAUAAGGAUAUAUUGUCUGAAUCACUAAAGGCGAGAAGUGACAAUAAAAGUUUUGCCGAGAUUUUUAUGUUUUGUUUCGACAUACAGGUUGACGAGGACUCAAAAAUCAGUACAAAAAUAUGUAUAAAAUGUUACGGUAAAGUUAAAACAUAUUAUAACUUUAAAUGCCAAGCUGUAAAAAGCGAUGCUUACUUAAAACUACUACUUGAGGAAAGCAGUGUUAAAAAUGAGGUAUUUUUACGAGAUGAUAAUGAUAUAAAGAAUGAACAUGAUCAGCCACCAUCACCAUUGAGUGAUGACCCUCAGGAACCAGAGGUAAUGGUGAAGGAUGAACCAAAGGAUGAUGGUCUUUACAAAAGUGAGGAUGACUCGCAUGAUUAUGACGAUGACAAUGUGUUGUUAAGUGUAAUUAAGAGUAUAAAGUAUGAAUAUGUUGAAAAUGAUAGCAAAGACGAACAACCUGUAAAGAAAAAGAGGAAAAAGAAAGAUGCUGUUGUUAAGACUAGCUCGGAUCCUAUUAGGCAGAUAUGUGAAGAAUGUGGCAAAGCCGUGAAGGACCUGAAGGCUCACUCCUACCUCCACAUGCCAGUGUCCUGCCGCAAGCGCUUUAAGUGUAAAACUUGCGACAAAGUAUUCUCCAGCCACAGCGCAAGAAACAAACACAAUAAGAUAAAACAUUUAGGAAUUAAAAAGCAAUGUGAGAUAUGUAAUAAAACGGUAACACAUCUCAAGCAGCACAUACGCCUGAUUCACAAUCGCUCGUCGCUACCAUUCUGCUGCGUGUCGUGUGGGCGCAGGUUCAUUUCCAAGUCGAUGCUAGACCUGCAUAUGACGUCACACACCAAAGACCGCCCGUUCCCCUGCCCGGAGUGCGAUAAAAAGUUUUCGUGUAAACAAAGAAUGCUUCUUCAUAAACGUCAAGUGCACGACAAAGAGAAGACACACUUAUGUCAAUUAUGUUCCAAGAGCUUCUUCAAGAAAUAUCAUUUACAAGUACAUUUAAGGAGUCAUUCCAAAGAGAAGCCGUAUGCAUGUCCAGAAUGUGGCAAAUGUUUCUCCACCACCACGAUCCUCAAGAGUCACCGGGAGAUCCACAAGGAGGAGAAAGCCUAUAACUGCACUCUCUGUGAUAUGUCCUUCAAAAAGAAAAACUACCUAAACGUCCACAUGAUCAGCCAUACGAAGGUGAAGCGCUACCCGUGCCAGUACUGCGGCGUGAAGUUCGGCCGCUCAGACCAUCGCAAGCGGCACGAGUACACGGCACACGAGAAGAACUUCAUCAGCGCCUGACAAGAACACUAAGUUACACCACUUUCACAGUUUUCUAAGUGUAGUGGAUAUUUUUCGAUGGUGACGCCAUCUAUAUAGCGAAUUUUACACUUUAGAAGUUUUGUAAAAGUUAAUGACACUGGCGGGAUUUAUACGGCCCUCUGAUUCGCCCUACCUACCUAUUAACACUCUCAAUAUACGAACUAUUUAACUCCUAUUGCAUUUCUGCUACUCUAGUUUAGACAAAUGUCAUAAAUACAUGAAUGGAGUAAAUAGGAUAUCAUAUUUCGUACAUCUGCUUGUAUUGUACUUAACUAUUCAACUUUUAAACUCGGUCUUCGUACUGUAUGCUUACAGCACUAUAUCAUGUUCUAUAGUAGAUAGUAGGCUACUCGUCUAGUGAUAUGAAUUUAUGAAAUCUUUCUUUUAACUUCUGUUAAACGCUUGUGUCAUUAACUUUUCGAAUUUUCUUAAUUUGGUGCGUCCAAAUCUAGUGUAUAUUAUUUCAUGUUCACACGCCGCCCGCGUGCAAUUCGUGAGAUGUUCACAAGUUGCUCGCGAGGAAUACAUUCCCUAGAUGUGGACGCCCCGUAUCAUAUACAGUUUUAUUUUAAUCUUACAAAACGGUGCUCUUAAGUUCAAAGUCGUGGUCUAUCAGCGGUGUAGUGUAUUCUCGAAAACGUUUGGACCAAUCGGAAAAUCCAAAUUAUUUAUUGAUUGUUUUUCAUUAUAAAAAAAAUUGUUGAACAUUUUAUUAUGGCGAUAUUCUAAUUUCGAUAGGUCAACAAAACAAAUAGCCACGAAGUAAGCAACAGUAAUUGCAAUUGCAACGCACUUCAGACUGUAAAUCUGAGAGGUUGUGUUAUAUUUUUUUACUAUUUACUAUAUUAUUAAGUAAUGAGUUUUAUUCCUGUGAUGGGUCGACCAACCAGAACGGCUUUAAAACAUUCAUCCUUCGGUGUGGUUAUAUUGCUUUAAAACCGUUAAAUAAAUAUAUGCUUGAAAUAUUGUUUGAAGAUGGGUAAUGUUGAGUUAUAAGAAUCGUUUGACUUUUAUUUAUGUUAUAAAAAUAAAAUCUAUGAGAUUUAUAAAAA